CAGCGGCUUCCGCCGUUAACGACGAUUUCCGUCUAAAAUGGCGGCCGAGGUCAGCGCUUCUUCGCCAGGGGAGCUCGAAGAGGAUUUUCUCGAAGAAAGGCUGUCGAAACCCAUCACUUACUCACCCGAAGUGGAAGAAGCUAUUUCGCAGGUGUUUAAGAGUGAUGAUCCCCUUGACAGUAAAGAUUUUAACCCAGUCGAUUAUAUAAACUCAAUUUUUCCAACUGAACAGUCCCUUGCCAAUAUAGAUGAUGUUGUUAAUAAGAUGAGACUAAGAAUCAGGGGUCUUGAUGAAGAAAUUAGAACAGUUGUCCGAGGACAGACUAACAUUGGCCAUGAAGGAAGACAAGCACUUGAUGAAGCUCAACAAGCAAUUCAACAGUUGUUUGCAAAAAUAAUCGACAUCAAAGAAAAAGCUGAUAAAUCAGAACAAAUGGUGAAAGAAAUCACAAGAGAUAUCAAGCAGCUGGAUCAUGCAAAGCGACAUUUGACAAGCUCCAUUACUACUCUUAAUCAUCUCCAUAUGCUUGUUGGUGGAGUUGACUCUCUUGUGACUUUGACCAGAAAGAGACAGUAUGGAGAGGUAGCCAAUCUGUUACAAGGAGUUGUCAAUGUUUUGGAACAUUUCAAAAAGUACUUUGGGAUUGCACAAAUACGGGAACUGGCAGACAAGGUGAAAAAAAUACAAAGUGAACUUGGUACUCAGAUAUUGGCAGAUUUUGAAGAGGUCUUAUCUGUGAAAGGGAUUAAGCCGCCAUCAGGACCUAAUUCACAAUUAGCUGAGGCUUGUCAAGUGGUAAAUGUAUUGGAUCCUAAAGUAAAGAAUGAGUUGCUCUCCUGGUUUGUCAAACUCCAAUUAGCAGAGUAUCAACAGCUUUUCAAUGAGUCAUUUGAGGUUUCUUGGCUUGAUAAAAUUGACCGCCGGUAUUCCUGGUUGAAGAGAGCUCUUGUGAAGUUUGAUGAAGACUUUCAAGGGACAUUUCCGCUUGAAUGGCAUGUGGAGGAGAGAAUCAGUGAAGAAUUUUGUAAAAUAACCAAAAAAGAUUUGUCAAAAAUUAUGACAGCAAGAGUUCAAGAACUUGAUGUCAAGCUGCUUUUGUUUGCCAUCCAAAGAACAACAACCUUUGAAAGUUUAUUGGCUCAGAGGUUUGUUCAGCAUGGCUAUGAGGAGAAAGGAGAAUCAAAGGAGAAAGGAGACAAGCCAAAACAGUCCAAGUUCUUAGGAAUUAUCUCAAGAUGUUUUGAGCCACAUCUUCAUAUUUAUAUAGAAUCACAAGACAAAAACCUAUCAGAAUUGAUGGACAGGUUUGUUCAAGAUUUCAAGUCUCAGGGAAUCCCCAUGGUAGAAGGUGAUGGAAGUAACGUUGUAUUUCCCAGCGCUGGUGAACUAUUUGUGUUCUACAAAAAGUGCAUGGUACAGUGCUCACAGCUGAGCACCGGGCCCCCGCUGCUCUCGCUCACUGCGGCAUUCCAGAAGUUUCUCAGAGAGUAUGCUACCAGAGUACUCAAUAACCAUCUCCCUGUAAAGAGCACAGGUGGCUUGGCUAGCAUCUUGAAGGAUUCUGGUGAAGUGAAAUUCAGCAAAGAAGAGCAAAGUUUGACUUGUUGUAUUCUUUGUACAGCUGAUUAUUGUCUGGAAACAACUCAACAGUUAGAGGAGAAGUUAAAGGAGAAAGUUGAUCCUGAAUUGGCGGAGAAAAUUGACCUCAAUGGGGAACAAGAUGUAUUCCAUAGUGUCAUUUCGAACUGUAUCCAGCUGCUUGUACAAGACUUGGAGAAUGCUUGCGAUGCGCCCUUGACAGCAUUGAUAAAGGUCAAUUGGCAAAGCGUAGAGGCUGUAGGAGACGAGAGCUCUUAUGUGACAGCCAUUUCCAAUCACCUGAAAGAAGCCGUACCUCUUUUACGUGAUUACCUGUCCUCAGCAAGAAAAUACUUCACUCAGUUCUGCGUAAAGUUUGUCAAUUCUUUCAUUCCACGGUUCAUCAGCAACUUGUAUAAAUGCAAGCCAAUUAGUACUGUUGGCGCUGAGCAGCUGUUACUGGACACUCACUCUCUUAAAACAACUCUCCUUGAUCUUCCCUCAAUCGGCUCAAAAGUGCAAAGGAAGCCUCCAGCAAGUUACACUAAAGUGGUGGCGAAGGGAAUGAAAAAGGCAGAAAUGAUAUUAAAGGUCGUUAUGUCUCCUCACGAUCCCGCGGUUGGAUUUGUGGACAAUUAUAUAAAGUUACUUGCUGAUACAGAUACUUCUAACUUCCAAAAACUACUGGACAUGAAGGGUUUAAAGCGGAGCGAACAACACAGCAUGCUGGACCUAUUUCGCUCUCGUCUACCCUCCCCUCCGGCAGGAAGUGCGCCUGGAGAGUCUGCGGCUGUUUCUUCUCACACCGCAACCGAGCAGGAGUCAAGUAGAAUAAAAAAACUAGAGAGACUGAUAAAAAAACCGUUUUAGACCAACACGGUUUUUCAUUUCUUCACUAAAGAAAAAUACGCGCGGGCUACACGCUUUGGACGCUUCGGUCAACUUGAAGAAACUCAGUUGGCAUAUAAAAUGUGGGUUUCUUUCUUUUCAUUUAUAACGAAAUCAACAAAGAUAUUUUUAUUGAUAAUGGUACUGUUAAUGAUUCUUUUUAUUGGCCCCUCCCUUGAUGGGGAGAGUUUUUAUUCAAGAAGAAUUGGUGUAUGUUGCUUCUCACGAGAUAUGUUGAAAUGAGAUUAUAUAUAUAUAUGUAUAUGUUAUCUCUUCAAGCUAUUUUGAAUGAUUACAACAAUAGGAGUAAGCUCUAUUAUCACGACCAAAAGCUCUUUAAGUUUCGCAAAAGCGUGUGACUUGAAUAACGAAAGAUAUCGUUUCUAGUGCUUCGAGUGGAAUUGUUCAAAGUACUGGGAAAAGUGUUAAUGGUUUGCUUUCCCGCAUGGCGCAGUGUACUGUUUGUGGGAGUCAUUUCACUUUGUUUAUCGUCACCCAUAGCGGAAAAAAUAAAAAAAAAAAACAAUCUUAUCAUGGGAUCAUACUUUCUACUGUGGAGAA
Pocillopora verrucosa is the source of this 3028-nucleotide messenger RNA. RefSeq names its product vacuolar protein sorting-associated protein 53 homolog. Gene Ontology annotation, biological process: retrograde transport, endosome to Golgi. Gene Ontology annotation, cellular component: GARP complex. The record is from RefSeq and is a predicted model, not a curated record. Lineage: Eukaryota; Metazoa; Cnidaria; Anthozoa; Scleractinia; Pocilloporidae.